AAUACAAGAUGGACGUGGGUUUUUUGUCGUCGUACAAUUACAACUUUUUCAUUAUUUUUAGUAUGUGAAAACGUUUUGAAAAUAACAUUAAAAGGCAAAACAACAAGCUAAAGUUCUGGUAAAAAAUCUGCGUUGAAAAUUUCUUUGUAAAAAGCGAAAAAUACAAAUAUUUGGAAGGCGUCGCGUGAAUCGUUCGAUUUUUAUACAAAUUUUUACAUUUGCACUGCUACGCCUCUGCGGAUUUUUCCAAUCGUGUGUACAUUUGUGCGCGCGUGUGUGUGCCGUUGAAAACGGCAGUUUUUUGUUUGGUGAAAAAUCGAAGUUUGUUACGCCGCUGCAGUAUUUCACCGUCGCAUAGUUUGUAUGUGUGAAAAUUUGUGGCAAUUGCACCAAGAAAUUGGGAAAAGUAUGUGCGUCCAAUGAAGUGCAUUUGGUGUCGUUUUGAAUAUUGUGCAAAAUAUUAGUGAACUUAAUAGCAUAAUCUGCAUAAACCCACGCUGUGCCAAGAUAUAAUUUGCAAAGGGCUCAUAGAAGUGAAACAAAAUUGGUCCAGUCAAAUUACAAGGACGGUUGAGCAAAAGCAGCUGUUCAUCGCAAGCAUAUACAUAGCAAAGCAGUCCGUUUGGUUUUUACGUCUAGCGGAAAAUUAACAACAAAAACGUGAAAGGGUGGAGUUAAAAGAAACGACGUUGCAACUGAAGCAACCAACAGCAACAUCGCAAGUGAAGCAAGUGACAUCACAAACACAGAAAAAGCAAGAAACAAGAAAGCAUUAGGAAAAGAUUUAUUUAACUCUUCUACAACAAAACAACAAAAAAAAAAUACUGUCAAACAUUGCACAUCAACAUUAUCACCACCACCAACCGCAUCUCCAGCUUUCAACAUUCAUCUCAUUUAAUUUUUGGCAAAUCGAUAAAAUCCUUUAAUUGCCAACAUCAUGACUGAGGAUACAGAAUACAAGAAAUUACCGGUAGACGAGCGUUGCGUGCACAAAUUGUGGAAGGCACGUGUCGAUGGCUAUGAGGAAGCAGCCAAAAUUUUUCGUGAAAUUGACGAUGAAAAAUCACCAGAAUGGAUGAAAUUCUUAGGCCUCAUAAAAAAGAUGGUCGUCGACUCGAAUGUUGUUGCACAGGAAAAGGGUCUUGAGGCGGCAUUGAUAUUUGUUGAGAAUUGCGGUCAAGCCGGCAAGACAGUGGGCGAUGUUAUGGCUGGCAUUGUGCAGAAAUGCAUUGCUGCGCCCAAAGCAAAAACUAAAGAUUUGGCAGUGCAGAUAACGCUCAUGUAUAUUGAAAUAGAGAAGCAAGAGGCAGUCAUAGAGGAGCUUGUGAAGGGUAUGGAGCAUAAGAAUCCAAAAAUUGUUGCUGCUUGCGUGUCUGCCACAACAUUGGCACUACGUGAUUUUGGCAAUAAAGUUGUGAGCGUUAAACCGAUGAUUAAGAAAUUGGCACCGUUGAUGAGCGAUCGUGAUAAGACAGUGCGCGAUGAAGGCAAACAGUUGGCAAUUGAGAUUUAUCGCUGGAUUGGCGCCGCCAUGAAACCACAAAUCACCUCAUUGCCGCAGGUCACACUCAAAGAGCUAGAGGAUGAAUUUGACAAACUCAAAGGAGAGAAGGCUGAACCAGUAAGAUAUUUAAAAUCGCAGCAGGAAAAACAACAACAGAUUUCUGCCGCUGCUGCCGAGCACGAUGAAGCAGGCGACGAUGAAGACGGCGAGGGUGAAGAGGCCAUUGAUCCUAUGGAUCUCAUUGAUCCAGUUGAUAUACUCUCAAAGAUGCCUAAAGAUUUCUAUGAUAAAUUGGAGGAGAAGAAGUGGACGUUGCGCAAGGAAUCCUUGGAAGCACUCGAGAAGCUUUUGACAGAGAAUCCAAAAUUGGAGAAUGGCGAAUAUGGCGUGUUGGUCAGUACACUAAAGAAAGUCAUCACAAAAGACACCAAUGUGGUGUUGGUUGCAAUGGCCGGAAAGUGUCUGGCGAUGUUGGCCAAUGGAUUGGGCAAGCGUUUUGGCACCUAUGCAAUGGCCUGCGUUCCCUCUCUACUGGAGAAAUUCAAAGAGAAGAAGGCAAAUGUUGUCGCUGCGCUGCGCGAGUCCAUGGACGCUAUCUAUCCAUCCACGAAUUUGGAAGCCAUGCAGGAGUGCAUCGUCGAGUCGUUGGGCAACAAAAAUCCUAACGUCAAAUCUGAGACAGCUUUCUUCCUUGCGCGUGCAUUUGCGCGCACUCAGCCUACUGCGCUAAAUAAGAAACUGCUCAAACUCUAUGUGACCACACUAAUAAAGACGUUAAAUGAACCCGAUCCUACUGUACGUGACGCCUCAGCAGAAGCUUUGGGCACUCUACUCAAACUAAUGGGAGAAAAAUCUGUUGGACCUUUCCUAAUUGAAGUUGAUGCACUUAAAAUGGCAAAAAUUAAGGAAUGCCAGGAGAAGGCUGAGAUUAAGGUAAAAGUGGUAGGGGUCAAGAAGGAACGUCCUGCUACUGCGCCGGCGUCAAAAACAUCAGUGGCAGCCGCCUCAUCAGCUGGUAAUGUUGGUUCAGGUGCAUCGUCUCGCAGCGGCUCCACUGAACCGAAAUCCGUGUCGCGUCCUGCUACGGCUGGCGGCAAAAAGUCGGGUGUUAAACGCGUAGCAGGCGGUGGCAGUGCAGCACCACUUUCCAAAUCCGCUAGCAGCGCCAAAGUGUUGGCCACUGAGCGCGAGCUGCCUUUGGAAGAGGUGCAGGCCAAGGCUGAGGAAUUGCUGCCGCCAGAUGUGCUCUCCGGUUUGAUAGAUACGAAUUGGAAGAAUCGUUUAGCAGCUUGUGAGAAUCUCUUGCAAACUAUAGGUGACUUUGACGCCAAGCAAACUGGAUUGUCGCAGACCCUUGUCCGUACGGUUAGCGCACGCAAGCCGGGCUUAAAGGAGAUGAAUUUCCAAGUGCUGAAGCAUAAACUUGACAUAAUUCGCAUUGUUGCUGAAACUUACCCGCUUACAACAACCACAACUGAUCUUGUUGUCAAUGAAGUGACCGAAAAGUUGGCCGACAUUAAAAAUGGCGCCACAGCCGCUGAUGUACUCACCGCCUUUGCUGAAGCCACCAAGUUGGAGCACAUUGUAGGACGCGUACUUACCUUCGCCUUUGAUCAGAAGUCGCCGAAAGUGCAGUCCGAAGCUUUGAAUUGGGUGAGCAAGGCUAUACUGGAAUUCGGUUUUCAGUUACAACCCAAGCUGCUGCUCGAAGACGUGCGCAAAGCAGUGCAAAGCACAAAUCCUACUGUGCGUGGUGCUGCUAUUUGCCUGCUCGGCACCAUGUCCUUGUAUAUGGGCAGCACAAUAAUGAUGUUCUUUGAAAAUGAGAAGCCCGCGUUAAAGUCACAAAUUCAAACUGAGUUGGAUAAGAGUGCUGGCGAAAAGCCACCAAAACCAGUGCGUGGCGUUAAGAAGUCAGCUGGCAACGCAGGCGGUGCCGCAGUUGAUGCCGAUGACGACGCCUGUGAUGAUGAUGAGGCGCAGGAGCAAAUGAAUUUGGCUGAUAUGUUGCCGCGCAUUGACAUUGCACCGCAAAUUACCGAGACGCUCUUGAAGGAGAUGUCCGACAAAGACUGGAAGACACGCAAUGAAGGCCUAAAUAAACUGCAAACCAUUAUUCUCGAAGCUAAAUUGAUUAAGCCCACAAUUGGCGAUUUAGCGCCGGCACUUGCGCAUCGCCUGCUCGAUUCGAAUGCAAAAAUCGCGCAAACCGCCAUGUCUAUUUGCGAGCAGCUAGCCAAUGCCAUGGGCUCGAGCUGUAAGAAUCACGUUCGAACUUUAUUUCCCGGUUUCCUGCAUGCGCUGGGCGACAACAAGCCUGCUGUGCGCGCCGCUGCCCUGAGUUGCAUCAACAGUUUCGGCGAGAAGGGUGGCUACAAAGAGUUCUUUGAGAGCGAAAUGAUUGCUGAUGCACUGAAGACUGGUUCGCCCGCGCUCAAAUCGGAGCUAUGGGGUUGGCUGGCCGAGCGUAUGCCUCAACUGCCACCAAAAUCGAUAUCCAAAGAGGAGUUAACCUCGAUGGUACCACACUUGUAUGCGCACAUCUGUGAUCGCAAUGUAGAUGUGCGCAAAAAUGCAAACGAAGCCGUUUUAGGCAUAAUGAUACACCUCGGUUUCGAGAGUAUGGUCAAAGCGCUCGAUAAACAGAAACCCGCCUCAAAGAAGGAUAUACAGGCAGCAUUGGAUAAGGCACGUCCGAAUCUUCCAAUGAAACCGUUGCCUAAAGGCAAGCAGCAAGCGCCAAUUGAAGAGCCGACAAAGAAAGUAGUGCGUGGCGGCGGCGGUGGCGCGCAAAAGAAUGCUGCAGCCAAGGGCGGCGCUGCUGGUGCUGGUGAUAAAACCGGCGCCGCUUCGUCACGCAAAAAGGAGGAAGAUGUUGACACAUCGCCAUUGCUGGCAGUCAAUAAUUCUAAAAAUCAACGGUUGAUUGAUGAACAGAAAAUGCGCGUACUCAAGUGGACAUUCACAACGCCACGCGAGGAGUUCAUCGAGCUUUUACGCGAGCAAAUGACCACGGCCAAUGUAAACAAAGGACUAAUGGCCAACAUGUUUCACGAUGACUUUAGAUACCAUUUGAAAGUUAUCGAGGCUUUGAACGAAGAUUUACCCAACAACAACAAGGCAUUGGUCUGCAAUCUGGAUUUAAUAUUAAAAUGGCUCUCGCUGCGUUUUUACGAUACGAAUCCUUCAGUUUUGCUAAAGGGUCUCGAGUAUCUCAAUCUGGUUUUCCAGACAUUGGUCGAAACGGAGUACAUACUCGCUGAAAACGAAGGUAGCGCAUUCAUACCACACCUGCUACUGAAGCUCGGUGAUCCCAAAGAUGCUGUGCGCGUUGGUGUGCGGUCGCUUCUACGUCAAAUACUACUCGUCUACCCCUAUACCAAAGUAUUUGUGUACGUUAUGGAUGGACUUAAAUCAAAGAACGCCCGUCAACGUACCGAAUGCUUAGAUGAGCUUGGCUAUUUGAUUGAAAACUAUGGCUUAACGGUAUGUCAGCCGUCACAACAGGUAGCAUUGAAGGAGAUUGCGCGUCACAUUUCCGAUCGUGACAACUCUGUGCGCAAUGCGGCAUUGAAUUGUGUAGUGCAGGCAUAUUUCUUGGCUGGCGAAAAGGUCUAUAAGCUAAUUGGUCAAUUGAAUGAGAAAGAUCUGUCCAUGUUGGAUGAGCGUAUAAAGCGCGCUAAGAAAACGCGUAAACCAGCACCAGCUGCGGCAGACACUACAACAGCGAUUGUUGGUGUUGGUGGCGGCGCUAAAACAAGUGCGCAGGUGGUGCAACAGGAUAGCAUAGAAAUCGAUGAGCCGGCAACGAAUGGCGCAUGCGAUGAGCUGCCACCGCCAGACGAGCAGCCAACGCCGGCAGCAAGUGUGCAAUUGCAAUCGAAUGCGAAUGAAGCAAAUGCCAGUACGGAAGCAAAAGACAAGCCCUCAUCACGAUUCUCUUAUCUAACAGAUGCCAAUUUCCAACAUCAAACCACCGCUGCUAGCGGUUUGGGCAGCAGUAGUGGCGGUAGCGCAGGCGGUGUCAAGACAGCGGAUCCCGAUUUUUGGAUGGAUCGCUUAAAUCAUCUCCUUUCGAAAGCAAAUCUCGGACGUAACGCUGACGGCAUGAGUGGCACGCACUCAAUGCUCAUGGACAAUAAGGUGGCAGAUGAAAAUCUGAAUUUAAAUACAAUGAAUGCGCAACAGAAGAUGUCUUCGCUUAUACGAAGAGAUGCGAGUAAACCAGAGUUGUCGCCAAAUCGCCUGCAGCACUUACAAGCUAAGUUAGCGGUUUACAAAAAGGAAAAUCACGCUUAGAUGGGAGAAAGCAUGUGGGGGUAUUACUUAUAGGCAGUCAUACAUACAUAGGUUGAAUAUGAAAGCGGCAAGUUGGCGAUAGAGCGCGGUAGCUAGUGUUUCCGUUGGCGAAAAAGCAUUGUUUAGCGGCAUCAAAACAAAAAGCAGAAAACAAACAACAAGGCAAAUGCAGAGUUGCAAUUAAUUUGCAGUAUUUGAAGCGCUACCAGCAAACGCUGAAGGUAGUAAAAGAAAAGCGCGAAAAAAGUAAAACAUAAAAGUAGAAGAAACAUCAUAUUUAAAUGAAGUAAACUAGCAUAACAGCAGCAACUACAACAACAAUAAGCAAACCUAUAUACGAAAAUAUAAAUAAGUUUAAUUAGCAUGGAAAAAAGUAGCAGCACCAGCAGGACAUGCCACAGAACGAAUGCAAACACGCGUUAAAAUCUAAUAGAAGCUUAUCGUCGGUUUGCGUUAAAAGCUGAUGAUAGACCACUGGUGGGGAAAGCGGAGUAAACAAGCUGCAAG
Rhagoletis pomonella (apple maggot) is the source of this 6310-nucleotide messenger RNA. RefSeq names its product protein mini spindles-like. NCBI's taxonomy places the organism in Eukaryota, Metazoa, Arthropoda, Insecta, Diptera, Tephritidae. Gene Ontology annotation, molecular function: microtubule plus end polymerase activity; microtubule plus-end binding. The record is from RefSeq and is a predicted model, not a curated record. The coding region runs from base 938 to 5803 and encodes 1621 amino acids. Gene Ontology annotation, cellular component: microtubule plus-end; spindle pole; centrosome. The transcript has 12 exons. Gene Ontology annotation, biological process: mitotic spindle organization; microtubule polymerization; centrosome duplication.